UCGACAACAGCUACCGGCAUUUGAGCUUUAUGGCAGUCUGGUGCACAGUUCCUUGCGCCUGGCAUGAGUCGAAGGGGGUUGGAACUAGAAGUUUGCUUUCAUUCUAUCAAAGAGGGUAAAAAGGGGUCCCUGAGGGUCGUGCUGCUUAUGAUGGACGAUAGGACUUCGCUUGAUUCGAACUGCGGAUCAAGUAGAUUAAGGGUAGUUUAUCACUAUCUCUAUCCCAUGUGAACUAUGCUGAGUGGAGUCCCCUCCUUUGAUUUCUUGAAGGGGAAAGAAACUAAGGGCCAAAGAGCGCAACCCACUCGACUCGGGAUAGUGAAAAACUACCUUUAAAAUAUCUUACUUUCAAUUCUUGCUGUAGUCAGCCUUGAGUCUCGUCUCAGUCUAGUUCCUACGGCUACCUUCAGGAAAGAUGGCAUCAAAAGGGGCGCAUCCGUGCAGCCUUUCAGCUCUUCCAAUCUAUUUUUAGUUUGCGAAUUCUAGAGAGCAAUGUUGAGAAAUAUAUUGUGAGGUCAAGGCGAAUGCGAAUCGUCUACUUAAUCGUCAUCGUCAUCGUCUUAGAUGACGAGCACAUCACGACUCAGUAGACGAGAUGAACGAGAGAUACAUCUUACUUGCUUUAUAUUGUGU
Molecule: messenger RNA, 633 nt
Organism: Amoebophrya sp. A25
Lineage: Eukaryota; Dinophyceae; Syndiniales; Amoebophryaceae
Source: the annotation of a GenBank genome assembly